Messenger RNA from Manihot esculenta (cassava), 656 nucleotides. Its product is annotated as protein CHLORORESPIRATORY REDUCTION 7, chloroplastic. The coding region runs from base 74 to 556 and encodes 160 amino acids. The record is from RefSeq and is a predicted model, not a curated record. Gene Ontology annotation, cellular component: chloroplast stroma. The transcript is spliced from 3 exons. Lineage: Eukaryota; Viridiplantae; Streptophyta; Magnoliopsida; Malpighiales; Euphorbiaceae.
UAGAGGCUCAAUUUAAUUCUUAUCUCCAGCUCCACCUACAUUGACUGUUUCUAGCACAGAUACAACGGAGCAAAUGCUGAGAGCACUAGGUGCUGCUGUUUCAAUGGAGGGAGCCUUAGAGAAGCUCCACUUACAAACUAUGAGUCUCCACUGUAAAUAUAUACAGAGACAGAUAACUUGUCAACAAUUUCUGAAACCAAGUUCAGCUGGCAUUGCUGAGGAUUUCUCUCCCAUCCAUAUCAAACACUCUAGCUUUUUAAGCCGGCACAGAGAUCCAGUAAAGGUUUCUGCAAUGAGGAGGAGGAGGAUAUAUCAAAGUACAGAAACUUAUGUGCUCUUAGAACCUGGAGAAGAUGAGAAGUUUGUUUCUGAAGAAGAGCUAAAAGCUAAGUUGAAAGAUUAUCUUGAGAAUUGGCCUAGCCCGGCCUUGCCACCAGAUCUUGCAAGAUUUCAAACCAUUGAUGAUGCAGUUUCUUUCUUGGUAAGUUCGGUUUGUGAACUUGAAAUUGAUGGAGAUGUUGGUUCAGUCCAGUGGUAUCAAGUUCGCUUGGAGUGAGAAGAAUUCAAGCAUUAUCUACCAUUAGGAUUUUGUCAAUUUAUUCAAAACUUUGUUCUUUUCUCAAUGUGAAAUACAAGAUCCAUGUAUAAUUUUUGUC